AUGGUUGUGAUGGAGGAAAUCGUGGGACGCGCUGACGGACGCCCGCGAGAAGAAAACUCUGACAAGAGGCAGCAGCCCACCACAUGUGGAGCAAUAUUGACACAGUUGAGCAAUGUUCUUUGCAAUGGGUGCGAAGAUCCUGCCAUCAACGGCAAAGGGAAGGAGGUAGUGGAGGAGGCAGCCAGGUUGGUGAGGGAGUUGAAGAUCAAACUGGGGGAGGUGAUGCUGGCCAAGGUGGAAGACGCGACCGUGGCGACACGCGCACAACGCCAACCCGGAGGAGUGAAAGAAGCCAAACUGUCAUCAUGGGCCAAGGUCGCAGGACAGGGAAUUCCAGAAAAACCAGUGCCUAACCGAACCCUCCGCGAGAUUACUGUCCUACGCCGGGACUGCGAAGCCCUCCCAGCUGAGGAGGCCACCCCCCCAGCGAUUGUGGCAGCCGUCAACGCCAGAAUUGUGGAUGUGACAAAGGGAAAGGUGCUUGCAGCAAGAUGUCUCCCCAGUGGAGACAUCAUCCUGACAACCGACGCGAGGGAGACCAGGGAGGCCUUGACUAAGAGCAGCACAUGGCUGGAAGUCUUGGGACAAAAGGCGAAGGCAAAGCACACCCUGUACCCAGUCAUGGUUAAGGGAGUCCCAAUGGGCAACACCAACUGGAAGGAGGAACAGCAAGCCAUCAAGGCAAUUUACGCACAGAAUGAAGGACUCCGAAGAGGGGUACAAAUUGAGAGACUGUCUCUACGACGGAAUGCCAGCUUGCAGGCAAAGGUUGGGUCUCUUGUACUCAGCGUCACCUCGCCUCAGCAAGCCAACCUACUAGUAGACAAUGGAUUGAUAAUAGACAGCAUAUUUUGUGACGUUGAAAUCUUCCACCGGGAAGCGCAGGUCACCCGGUGCUUUAACUGCCAUGAGUAUGGGCAUACGGCCAGAUUCUGCAGGCAGGCCAAAAGGUGCGGGUUCUGCGCGGCAAAAGAACAUGACGACAAGGAAUGCCCAGCACGAAAAGCUGGGGAACAACCGAGCACCACAGAGCUCACAACCUGGGUCUCAGCUACAGGAGGACCUAAUGGACUACACGCAGACCCCAGCCCCCACGCAACAAUGAGGGACACACUAAACCUCCUACAAUAUAACGUGCACAACUCUGCGAGAGUUAUGGUCAAUGUGUAUGCACCUCCUCCAGGGGGCUACAGCAGUGAACCGGAGGAAUCCCCCAUAGGCCAGCUGCAGGAGGUAGCCGGAAUGGGCACAGAUGCAGAGCUGGUCAUAUUAGGAGAUCUUAAUGUCCACCAUGAGAGGUGGGGAGGGGUGAGAGUGGAGAGAAACUUCCGCAUGGCAUGGCAGCUAAUAGCACAGGUGGAUAGGCUGGGUCUCCAGCUUGCCACACCUGUAGGAGCUACCACAUGGCAGGACAGAGGCAGCCCAGGAACGACUAUAGACCUCACCUUUCUAUCACCACUCCUGCACGACAAGCUCAGGAGGUGUGCAAUAGCGGAGGAGGCAUGCAAAGGAUCUGACCAUAAGCCCAUAGAAACAACACUGGAACUCACACCCAUCCCAAAGGAGGCUGAGAGACGAAACUGGAAGAAUGCGGAGCCUGAGGAGGUAGCAAGGGACUGCCAAAAGCUAUAUGUGCCACAAAGCCUGGACUCCAGGCAAGCAGUCAAGGAGUAUGCAGACUACCUGGUAGGAUUUGUAGGGACAUUAGCGGACAAACACGCCACCGUAAGUAAGGCUGGGUUAAAAUCCAAGACAUGGUGGUCACCGAGGGUGGCCAAGGCAGUGGAGGAGUACAAGCAGGCUAGGAGGUCCCAGCUCCCAGAAAUGGAGCGGCUCAGGGCACGCCGCAGGCGCAACAGAGAAAUCCACUUGGCUAAGACAGCAAACUUCAGAGAUCUGGUUGACAGGACCCGUGAUGACCCCAGAUUGAUGUGGGGACUAGCAAAAUGGGGCAAGGAAAGAAGCCAUCUGCCCCCACAGGCACCUACUGUCCCCCCCCUGAGAACAGGGGAAGGGGCUGACGCGACGGUAGAAACCUCUUUUGAGGGGAAGGCUGAGGCAUUACGACAACGGUUCUUCCCACAGCCAGAGCCCGCCGACUUAAGUGACACCAAUAUGGAGCUGCUGCAAGCUGAAAGGGAAGCGUCAAAUGACACCAUCAGUGUGGAGGACAUGGAAAGCCUGAUCCAGAGACUGCCAAACAGGAAGGCACCAGGGAGGAGUGGGAUCACCAACGAGUUCCUUAAGAUGCUGGGCAGAACAUUUGUGGAGGCCAUAACAGCUCUCACCAAUGCAUGCUGGCAUUGGGAGACUUACCCAGACACGUUUAAGGAAGCCAAGACAGUGGCCUUGCGCAAGCCAGGGAAGGCUGACUACCAGACUGCAGGAGCGUGGAGACCCAUUGCCUUGCUGGACACAAUAGGGAAGAUUGUGGAGGCAGCAACUGCAAAACGCCUGCGGAAGAUCGCGGAGGACCACAACCUGCUACCCUCACAGCAAAUGGGGGCAAGAAGGGGCAGGUCCACUGAAACAGCCAUAGCACAACUUCUAGCCCAGAUAAGGACAGUGUGGCAGCACCCAGGACAGGUGGCAUCGGUACUCUCCCUAGACAUGACAGGGGCCUAUGACAAGGUGCUGCGGGAGCGAAUGGUUCACAUCCUCCGGCGACUGGGCAUCCCCAGGGACCUGGUGGGAUGGGUUGCGUCCUUCAUGACCAACAGGAAAUCCACAAUUGCCUUUGAGGGCCAGGAAUCAGACACCUUUGACAUCCCAGCAGGCAUCCCGCAGGGGUCACCCCUAUCACCUAUACUAUUCCUAUUCUACAAUGAGGAACUGGCUGAGCUGAGACUGCCAGGACAAACUAUACGACCGAAACAGGUGAUGAGGGUAUUGGGUGUAUGGUUAGACUCUAGGCUGAGAUGGAAGGGCCACCUGGACGCGGUGGCAGGCAAGAUGAAGACUCAAGUCAGAGCACUGUCCCAAACCACCCAAUCCACAUGGGGGCUCCCACUACGACAAGCGAGAAUGGUGUAUAACAUGGUCAUCAGGCCGGCCCUGACCUAUGGAGCAAUAGCAUGGCACCAGCCACAGGGGCAGGGGGGCACGGGUCCAGCUAAUGCAGAACUCCUGCCUCAGAAUAAGUGGCAGGGGCAUACAAAAGAACCCAACAAGCACACUGGAAGCGGAAACCCACACAGUACCUUAGACAUCCACCUGGAUGGGCUAGUGGCAAAGGCGGUCAACAGGAUGAAGGCCUCAGGAAUGGCGCAACAAAUUGAGAAUGCGUGUGCGGCCAUAAGGACCAGGCUUCGGCACCGGGGGGUGACAAGGGGGGCACAGAGACACAUGGGAGCUGUGGUUCACCCGGCAGCCCUGCCAGUGGACUGGGAACAGCAAUGGAUUCAGGGUGCUAAGGAGAGAGCCACAGCAGAGAUGACACCGGAACAACGAGCCAACCUGGACCAAGCCUCAUAUAAUCACUGGCUGAAGCGCGAGCAGCUCUGGAGGUGGGUGCAGAGGUGGAAAAGACGUGAGCCCCCCUGGGGGGAGCGGCAUGGCCGGCCCCCAGACAAGAAAAUUCUGAAGUGGCACACCGGCCUGCGCAAGGCUCGCAGCACUAUCAUCAUCCAAUUGAGGUCAGGGAAAACCGGACUGGCAGCUUUCCUAAACCGGUGUAAGGUACCUGAAUUCCCCACCCCACGGUGCCCCUGUGGGUAUGAAUGGGAAACAGUCGAACAUGUUCUGAUACACUGCGGACGCUGGGAGCAGCAGCGUCAGGGCCUUAUAAGAAAUGGCAGGCUAGACAAGAGGAUGCUGCUAGACACCAAGGAAGGCCUGCAUCUCCUGUCAAACUGGUGGAUGGAGAGCGGGAUUCUAGGCCAGUUCACAUUAGCACGCGAGCUGACACACUAUGUACCAUAA
Molecule: messenger RNA, 3921 nt
Organism: Histoplasma mississippiense
Lineage: Eukaryota; Fungi; Ascomycota; Eurotiomycetes; Onygenales; Ajellomycetaceae
Exons: 5
Coding region: 1-3921 (1306 amino acids)
Molecular function (GO): nucleic acid binding; zinc ion binding; catalytic activity
Source: RefSeq, a predicted model, not a curated record